AUGGUCACCUCCAAGUUUCCAGCUGACAUCGAGUGUUUCGUUGGAGGAUUCGAGUUAUUCAUCAGUUCCAGCAUGAUUAUCAGAUUUAUGACUAAGAUUUGUGACACUCAUCAAUCAGUAGGUUCUGCACCUCAUAUAUUGUAUAAAAAGUUCUCUAAAGAUCAAGCUUGUGGGAAAACCAGAAAUUCAUCUGUGAAUGACAUGGCAUUGUUUUUACUGAAAGUUGGUGCCUUAGAGACAAUAAGGAGAUUAUCAAAGCACAGGUGUCCUUUUAUAUGGUCCAGUUUGCAAACUUUACAAGUUUUCUGCUACCCACCACUUAAAUGGCUCCAAAGAUGGAAUCUUUUCAGGAAUUUUAUUAAAGGCAUGCAGAUGUUGUCAAGACCAUUACUAGUGCUCUCUAUUGCAACGACUUUCUCAAAUCAUUCAGAACAAAACAAUCUUGAUUCAGAUGAUAUAGAAAUACAAGAUUCAGAUGGAAGCGAUUAUCAUGGUGUUCAAGAAUCAAAUCCUGAAUUGCCUCCUACACAAUCCACUAGGGUUGAUGAUGAAGUUCCAUCAUCUACAAAUUGGUUAAUUGAUCUUUAUAAAGAGCUUGACAACCAGGGUCUUCAUUUACCUGAAAGAAUAAACAAGGAUGAGCUUCAUAGGUUUCAUUAUGCAGCAAAUGGUGAUUUUUCAAGUUUGGUUACUUCAGUCAAGAAGUCAAUACAAUGGAGAAAGACAUAUAAAAUUCUUUCACAAGAAGAACUCGAGGCAUGGGCAAAUAUGGUAUUUUGGCAUGGAACCGAUGUUAAAAACCGCCCCUGUCUCAUUGUUCGUCUAGUUGCUUGCAUCCACUUGCCACCCAGUGAAAGACCCCGUUUCUCACAAGCAAUCAUAUCUCAGGUAGAACAUGGGAUGCUACAUCUAGUAAAUGCUGAAAAUCCUGAGGUAACAGUAUUGGUGGAUUGUGAAGGAUUAUCUCUAAGAUUCCCAAUGCAACUACUUAGAUCAUGUUCAAUUACUCUUCAAGAAAACUACCCAAAUCGUUUGGGUUGUUUGUUUAUUAUUCGACUUCCUCCUGUUGCUAGAGUUAUUGCACAGACUUUCAUUCAAGUUUUGAAACCCGCAACGAGACAAAAACUUAAAAUAAUAGGGCGAAUGUACAAAAAUGCCCUUGAGGAACACCUGAGGACGUUUCCAUCGUAUCUAGGUGGCGAAUGUGGGUGUUGUAGAUGUGUAAAGGUUGGGAACUCGCAUUUGGAGAUUAAUGAAUUUAACGAAGAAGGGUUAAAUGUGGAGAGAGUGAGAAGUGAAGGGGGGUUUGAGAAUUAUUAUUAUGAGUUUGGUGAUGUGAAUGAAGGUUGUGAGAGGGUGUUGAGAUCUGCUGUGGUCGGGAUUUUGAUGGUGUGGGCGUUAAUUGCUCUUAUUGCUGGAAUACUUGACCCUGAAACUCGUCCUGGUUUACAAGUUUGAGGAAUUUGUAUUUUUAUUAGAUGUGAAUAAAUUGUGUGUAUAUUGUAUUAACUUAUAGUAUGAUUUAUAUAUGUCCUUAUUGUAGAUUUAUGUAUACCAAUCGAGUGCAUCUUCUCAACGAAUAUAUGUAUCCUAACUAUAGUGC
Lactuca virosa is the source of this 1603-nucleotide messenger RNA. NCBI's taxonomy places the organism in Eukaryota, Viridiplantae, Streptophyta, Magnoliopsida, Asterales, Asteraceae. The record is from the annotation of a GenBank genome assembly.